Dictyostelium purpureum is the source of this 1866-nucleotide messenger RNA. RefSeq lists its product as uncharacterized. The transcript is spliced from 2 exons. Bases 1 to 1866 code for a protein of 621 amino acids. NCBI's taxonomy places the organism in Eukaryota, Evosea, Eumycetozoa, Dictyosteliales, Dictyosteliaceae. The record is from RefSeq and is a predicted model, not a curated record.
AUGAAUAAAAACAAUAUAAAUUAUAAUUUGGACAAAAAAUAUUCAGAGGGGGAUAUCGUUUCCUUUUGGAACAACGUUGCUUUAGAAUUUGUAAAAUGGGAUAAACCAUUUUCAAAAGCAUACAGUGGAAAUGAAUAUAAUCCAGAAUGGUUUAAAGAUGGGUUAGUAAAUGUUUGUAAUAAUGCUUUAGAUGUUCAUUUAAAAAACGAUAAAAUCAAAGAUAGUGUUGCAUUAUACUACGAAUGUCCAAGCAAAGGAAUAAAAGGAAAUUAUACCUAUCACCAACUGUGGAAAAAAGUAUGCAUUUUUUCAAGAGUACUUAGAAAUCAAGGUAUUGUUAAAGGUGAUAGGGUUUUAAUUUAUAUGCCAAAUUGUGUAGAGGCUAUUAUCGCAAUGUUAUCAUGUGCUCGGGUUGGUGCGGUCCAUUGCAAUACUUACUCAGCAUAUAGCUCAAAGAAUUUAUCCAUUAGAAUUGAACAUUUAAAACCAAAGUUGGUAGUUUGUGCAAAUUUUGGGGUUAAAGGAAAUGACUAUUACAAUUAUAUACCAAUUAUAAAAGAAGCUUUGGAUCUAUCUAGUUUUAAAUCAAUGACUGUAAUCGUUGUUGACCGUAUAGAUUUAAUUAGUAAACAAAAGCAAAGAAAUUUUAUAAAUCAAAAUACAGAUAUAAAAAUUGAUAAUUCAUUAGAUUGGGAAGAAAUUACAAAAGAUGUUGAGCCAUUAUUAGACUACGAAAUGUUAAACUCAACUGAUCCACUCUACAUCUCAUAUACAAGUGGUACUACUGGUCAACCUAAAGGUCUUGUAGUGGAUACUGGUGGUUUUUUAGUAAAGUCCUGUUAUUCAUUCAAGCAUAAUUAUAACCUUCAACCUGGUGAAACAUUUUUUUCAACUGCAGAUAUUGGGUGGCAAAUAGGCCAAAAUCUUAUAUACUUUUCUUUGUUACAGGGUAUUGGUUGUAUAGUUUAUGAAGGAGGUGGCAUCGAAACAAGCUAUGAUUACUUUAGAAUUAUCGAAGAGUAUAGGGUAUCAAUAUUUUUAACUGUUCCAGUAGAUUUUAGAACUUUUAGGAAAAUGGAUCCAGAGGCAAAUAUAAUUAGUAAAUAUAAUUUAGGUAGUUUAAAAGCAAUUGCAUUGUGUGGAGAAGUUUUGGAUAGAUCAGUAAUAGACUUUAUAAAAAAUAAAAUAAAGAAACCUAUUGUGGAUAAUUACGGCCAAACUGAAGGUGGAUCUAUUAUUACAUAUCCUUUAGGUCAAUUACCAUAUAAAGAGAAAUCAGUUGGUAAACCUCUUCCCGGAUUGAAUGUAACCAUUUUAUCACCAACAACAAAACAAAUUGCAAAACCAAAUGAGGUUGGUGAAAUUGUUAUUAAAUUACCACUUCCUCCAUGUUUUUCAUUAACUCUUUUGUUGGAUGUCAACCAAGAAAGCUAUUAUAAAAAGAAUUUAAACUCCUAUCCAGGUUAUUAUUCAACGAAUGAUCUUGGUUAUUACGACGAAGAAGGAUAUUAUUAUAUUGUUUCAAGAGUUGAUGAUGUUAUAAAUUUAGGGGGCCAUUUGAUCUAUAGCAAAGCUUAUGAAGAUAUUAUUCAAAAUAAUAGUAAGAUUUUAGAUAAUGUAGUAGUUCCAAUCAAAGAUGAAUUAUUUGGUCAGGUUCCUGUUGCGUUUGUAGUUUUAAAAGAUCAGUUUAAACAACAAAUUCAAGAUCCAACAAGUUUAAAAAAUGAAAUCAAUCAAUCAUUAAGAGAAACUGAAUAUUUUGACCAUGCAAUACUCGAACAUUUAGUAAUUGUUUCAUCACUUCCAAAAACAAAUAGUAAUAAAAAAUCUAGAAAUAUAUUAACUAAAAUGUUUAAUAGUAAGUAG